CGCUCUGCCCCGCGCGACCAACCGCCGCCGUUCGAACCGAGCCAUGGCGGACGGCGCGGAGCUGGCGGCGGUGCUGCCCGAGGAAUGGCGGCUCUACCUCGUCCCCACUCGCGCCGCCACCUUCCGCAAUUGGCCCUUUACCGAGGGAUGCGCCUGCACGCCCGAGCGGAUGGCGGCGGCGGGCUUCGUGCACUGCCCCAGCGAGAACGGCCCCGACGUGGCCCAGUGCUUCUUCUGCUUCAAGGAGCUGGAGGGCUGGGAGCCCGACGACGACCCCCUGGAAGAACACAAAAAACACUCUGCAGGCUGUGCUUUUCUCUCUCUUCAGAAAGACCCUACCAGCCUGACACUGCAGGAGUUCCUGAAGCUGGACAAAGAGCGAAUGAAAAAUGCAAUUAAAAAAGAAAUUUCUCAGAAGGUGACCGAGGUUGAAGAUGCAGCCAAGAACGUGCGUCAUGAAAUAGAGAAUCUGGUCUCCUAGGCUGCUGUAGCUUCUCGCUUGCCGGUGACAUCUGCCUUGUACAUGUGCUCUGGCACUGCCGAUUUGGCUGGAUGACUCUGUUUCCCGAGACUGCUUUCAGAACGGCUGUCUCUGCAAGAAGCAGACUGAAUUCUUCUUCGCUCAUCUAAGUCUGUCCGGGAAGUACCUGGGGUUUGAUGCACUGCACACCUAAUCUUUUUCUGCAGGGGUUCUCCUGUUCUUCCUGUUGGUUUAAUUAAGGAUUACUAGUAGUUUUAUUUGUUCUUUAUUUUUAAACCAAGCUGUUUCCAUUUUGGAGAUGCUGGUACCUCUGGCGCAAAAAUUGUGUUUCUUGUAGGAGCUAGCGGGCACUUCCAUUUUUAUACUGAAUAUACCAAUGCUUUUGUGUACUUUUGGAAAUAAAGAGGCAAAGGAGUUUUUUAAAACUCCUUCAGGGAUUUAGGAUUGUGGCUAAUAAUGUCUAAUGAUACCAAAUCUUAGUGUGCCUGGUAUCCUUGCAAACUUCUGUUUGUAGUUGGCUGCUGCCUCGUGUUGGUGCAUUUAUAAAUAAAAGUUGAAGGCAAAACAGCAAA
Molecule: messenger RNA, 1053 nt
Organism: Phalacrocorax carbo (great cormorant)
Lineage: Eukaryota; Metazoa; Chordata; Aves; Suliformes; Phalacrocoracidae
Source: RefSeq, a predicted model, not a curated record